Molecule: messenger RNA, 2043 nt
Organism: Coregonus sp. 'balchen'
Lineage: Eukaryota; Metazoa; Chordata; Actinopteri; Salmoniformes; Salmonidae
Source: the annotation of a GenBank genome assembly
AGACUACACGCUGGCGUGAGCGCUACACUGGGUAACUGUCCCAGUGAGGGUAAACAAACGCCAGCUCACACAUAUCGUCUGUAGUGGGAGUAUAGAGUGUACUGCUGCUUUAACACAUUGAAAACAUUGGAGUCGUUGAUUUGUAUUUGGAGGGGAAUUUUGAAUUGGAUUAAUGGCAGCCCUGAAGACCACAAAAGAACCCAGGAAAGAGUACCUAUCUGUGAAGGACUUGGAAAAGAUUUUGGAUUCUUGCAAGCUGCGGUUGACCCAGAUAAAUGAGGUUUGGCCGAACAUAUUCAUAGGAAAUGUGUAAGUAUUCAUUUGAACAAUAAUUAAUAUUAACUCCAUUACACUUAGUUUAUAGUUCAAGAGUUUGUAAAUAAAAAUACUCAAGCAGUUAUGGUAAAUUCUAUGUCAAUGUCACAGUAAACAGAUCAACUGUAACCCAAGGUCAUAUCAUUGGCUACUGCAAACAUCUCAUGUAAUGAAAUAUAUGUAUUAUUUAUUGUUUGUACAGUUUCUGACGAGUUGAAAACUAUUUGACUAAUUAAUUAAUUAAUGUAGCUAGUGCUGCACUGCAUUCACAACAGUUCCGUCUCACCACCUUCUCUCUCUUUGUCUUACCAGGGCAAUAGCCCAAAACAGGAGUGCCUUGCAGAAGCUAGGUAUCACUCAUGUAUUAAACGCUGCUCAUUCCAAGCGAGGCAGCACAGGGGACCAUAGGUUUUAUGGAAACGGCUUUGUUUAUUAUGGUAUUCCAGCAGAGGACUCAACUCACUUUGAUCUGGAUGUUUACUUCAAGCCCGCAGCUGAUUUCAUUCACAAAGCGUUGAAACAACCAGAUGGUAAGACUCCUAUUCUAAGUCAAGUGGGGCCAAUCAGCAACUGUAACAAAGUGUUUUUCCUGGCUCUGUUUCGGUAAAAAGCUGGAGAAAUUGAAUCACUCUCUAAUAUAUAGACAGAGCGAUGGAUGCAAGGACUGACCAUCCAUGAUAUCAAAAUGAUAGUUUUAACCAUGUUUUGAGGCUAUACAGUGUUUGUUUACAUUUACAAUGUUUACAAACAUUGGAGCAAAACAAGCUUAUAUUUUAGGUUCUGAUGGGGAACGACCGUUGAACUAAUCAUUUAUAAGUUAUAUUCUUCAAGAAUCAAUGGUACAGAUCUUUAAUUUAUAAGUCCAAAAAUGGAUGUAGCAACUUCUGAUUUCCCCUUUCAUUUUACAUUGGAUAUCUUUACAGGCAGAGUUAUGAACACUAAAAAAUAUAAUUUCAAGUUGCCACAUUUCGUCUGCUAGGCUUUUACAAUCUGGUCUAUGCAAAAGCACCGACCUCAACCCAUUCCCACAGUACCCAAGCCUGUCCUUGUAACGCACAUUAAAUAGUUAGUUAUACAGUAACUAUUUCCAAUCCACACAGAAAAAAGAAGAAUAAGAAAUCUUACCUUGCAGAAUGGUACUUUAUAAAGUCUAACCAUGGAUCCUCUCAGAGAGUCUCACCACCAGAGGACAGGCAGAAUGGGAUUUAUGUGACAGCCAAGCAGCCUAGGCCUCUCUCUCUACAAAGGCAACUUAAAUGAUCAAAGGCAAUGAAUUAUGGAAACUAUUUUGAGAUCUCUGAGGGGAAUAGAAAGGCCACAGUAUGAGGCGGGCAGUCAUGUAUGAUAUUAAUAAGAUGGUGGCCUCUCACUAAUCCCAUCACUUUCUUCUCUCUUCUCAUCUCAUCUCCCAGGCUGUCAUUCUAAAUAAGAAUUAGUUCUUAAUUGACUCGCCUGGAUAAACAAAGGUUCAAUAAAUAAAUAAACAAUUCUCCUUUCUCCUCUUCAGGGAAGAUUCUCGUCCAUUGCAUUAUGGGUAUGAGCAGAUCGUCUACUUUGGUGUUGGCGUACCUCAUGUUGUAUUGUCACAUCCCCCUCCAUUGUGCCCUCCAGAAAGUAAUCCAGAAGAGAGCCAUUUACCCUAACAGGAACUUCCUGGCACUGCUGCUGGACCUAGAGCUUCAGUUGAAGAGAACAAGGACAACAUGGAGAACCUGUCUGAUUCUGUAG